This is a messenger RNA of Helianthus annuus (common sunflower), 318 nucleotides long. RefSeq names its product glutaredoxin-C4. The record is from RefSeq and is a predicted model, not a curated record. Gene Ontology annotation, biological process: cellular response to oxidative stress. NCBI's taxonomy places the organism in Eukaryota, Viridiplantae, Streptophyta, Magnoliopsida, Asterales, Asteraceae. Gene Ontology annotation, cellular component: cytoplasm. The transcript is spliced from 2 exons. Gene Ontology annotation, molecular function: glutathione disulfide oxidoreductase activity. The coding region runs from base 16 to 303 and encodes 95 amino acids.
GUCACCGUAGCAAAAAUGUCCACUAGUUCUUCCAUUUUCAUCCUCUUCUUCACCAUUGCCACCCUCUUCACAUCCAAUACCGAAGCAUCAUCCGUCGAUUUCGUCAAGAAAAUAGUCUCUUCUCACUCCAUAGUCAUCUUCUCCAAAUCUUACUGUCCGUAUUGUAAAAGGGCUAAAGGUGUAUUCAAGGAGUUGAAUGCGAAACCGUAUGUACUCGAGCUCGAUGAGAGAGGUGAAUGGUUUUGGAUUCUUUUAUUUGCACUUCUUGUUAUUGCUCUUGUGCUAAAUAAUUUCUUAAUUUGAAUUUGACAAUGCGUU